CUUGAAGUACCCACCCCCGCCGUUGCUCCUCGUGGCCGUCGCCUUCGUUCUUUCGUCCCUGGAAAAUUACUUCCGCUCUUUGCUAUUGCAACUCUUUGCGCCGACCGCUCUUGACUCUCCUUCUUUUCGAGCCGCACCGGGACGCUGCGCCGUGCCGAUCUACAUUCGCCAUCGGGUUUCAAUGUUCAUGAUUCCAAAAGUCGCUCUUUCGCCCCCGGAACGUCAAACCAAUUGUCAUCUCGACCAGUAAAUUCGCAGGCGCGAAGUAUAGUCAAAAUGACAAGGCCUCGGAUUGUCCGGGCUGAUACCAUGGACCUACAGGACCAGCAUGCCCCUUCCGCCAAGGAUCACUCCAGACAGCCCAUGAAUGCAUCGGGCAUUGCCCCCCACCAGGAACAAGCGCUUCGCCAGGCCGACCAGGAUACCAAAGCUGAAAUCAUGCAUGGUCCCAGCGCUCAGGACGGCCAACCUGGUGACAACCGCGCCGACGGCAUCGAUAUCUACGACGAUGACGAUGAUGACGAUGACGAGGAGAUUGAGGAUAUAGAUCACCACGGCGAUCUCUCCGGUGAACACGAAGAAGGCGAUCUGGCCGACGGCGAAAGUGAUGACAUGCUAGAUGACGAUAUGAUGGAUAAGAUUUCGAGCUCUCCGUCCAUUGACGACGAGGAUAUUGACUUCGAAUUCGUCUAUGCGCUGCACAACUUCUACGCGACCGUCGACGGACAGGCGAAUGCCUCGAAGGGUGACACCAUGGUGCUGCUGGAUGACAGCAACAGCUACUGGUGGCUCGUGCGGAUUGUCAAAGACGGCAGCAUUGCAGGCUAUCUGCCCGCCGAACACAUUGAAACUCCGACCGAGAGACUCGCCAGAUUGAACAAGCAUCGCAACGUGGAUCUUUCGGCAACCAUGCUCGGAGACAAUUCAGAGAAAUCGAAGAACCCGCUUAUGAGGGCGGUGCGUCGCAGAACAACCAAAAACGUCCAGUUCACCGCUCCGACGUACAUCGAGGCGUCCGACAUCGAGUACUCCAGCGAUGAGGACUUGGAUGACGCGGCGUCCUUCAACGAUGACGAGGGUUCGCGAGCGGAGGCAGAGGAUGCACAUGACGGCCAAACGGAUGACAUCGUUGUCCAGCCAUUGAGAACCAAGUCGCAACGCGACAAGGGCUCCGAAGAAGGCGGUAUCGAUGACACCGAAGAGCCCGCUAGCAACAGCCCGAUCAAGCAACGCUCUAGCCAGGAGCUAUUUGAGCCUGAAACCGACAGCAGUGUGAGCCGGUCGCGAAAUGGCACCGUACGCAAUACCGAUUCCUUCUUCCGAGACGACACCGUGGAAACCAAGAAGAUUUCCCUGACGCCCAACCUGCUCCGAGAUGAAAUUGGCAGUAGUACUCUCUCCACCGAUGCCACUGAAAACCGCGGUAGCAUGGAGAACAUCGACAAGACCCUUAGUGCGAUAGAUAAGAGCAAAGAGGAUAAGAAGCGCAAGGACAAGAAGUCGGGAAUGCUGAGCGGCCUCUUUAAGAGGAAGGACAAGAAGUCCAAGUCCCACGACGAGGAUACUGAUGAAGCAGAGAAGAACUCGAACGAAUUCUCCCGAUCUUCACCUCAGCCUAAAACAUCCCUGGAUUCGAUACCCUCCCCAGUCUCUCCUGAAGCUCGAUCCCCCAAGCAGAUGGUGGUGCAGAAGCAGCCCAGUAAGCUGCAGAAGCAACCUCCGGUGGCACUCUCUCCAACGAAGCAGGAUUUCCCUCGUGAACAGGAGCCCGCUACUAUUGACCGAAGCAUCAAGUCUGCGAUGAGCAGCAAGUCGGAUCAGACCAUUCGACAGGUCACAUCGGAAGAAGCGGAUGACAUCCCUUCAUCACCCCCGCUGGGGCCAUUCGAUGACAGCCAGGAGGUCAUGAUGUCUUCCGCUCGGGAUCAAAUAACGUCACCAGUUGAAUCGAACGGCGACUGGCAAGAUGCGUCCGAGAAUGUAUCCUACGCGCAGCGUUCGGUGGCAUCGCCCCCGCAGAGAUUCCAACCCAGACAGUUGGAUUAUCAGAACCAGGGAUUCGACUCUCCGGACAGUGCAUCAAUCGAAGAGGCCCCGGUUUCGCCUCUCGGGCCCGGACCAGGGAUGGACUUCUCCAACCCGGCAAGACAUUCUGUUGUCUCGGUUUCCCCGCCCAUGUCUCCUGUUACGAGUCACCGCGACAGUCGAGGCAUUGAUGCUCGUUCCUCGUUUAGCAACGCAUCUGCGCCUACCCCUACAUGGAGUGACGCAAGCUUGCGAACCUAUUUGGAAGAAGAGAACGACAUCCGUGAUUUGUUCGUGAUCGUCCAUGACAACUCGAAUAUUCCGCCUGCUGGUCCUGAUCACCCGAUUACUGGCUGCCUGUUCAAGGAAGAGAGCAAGAGGUUGCGAGAAAUGAGCAGCCAGCUGGAUUCCAUGCUGGCUGAAUGGGUUGGUCGCCGAGUACGGGAGUCGGCAAGUAGAGCGGAUGUGCGGUCUCAGGCUUGA
Messenger RNA from Aspergillus brunneoviolaceus CBS 621.78, 2508 nucleotides. RefSeq names its product SH3 domain-containing protein. Gene Ontology annotation, cellular component: cell tip; microtubule cytoskeleton. Gene Ontology annotation, biological process: establishment or maintenance of actin cytoskeleton polarity. Lineage: Eukaryota; Fungi; Ascomycota; Eurotiomycetes; Eurotiales; Aspergillaceae. The record is from RefSeq and is a predicted model, not a curated record. The coding region runs from base 277 to 2508 and encodes 743 amino acids. Gene Ontology annotation, molecular function: protein binding. The transcript is spliced from 8 exons.